GAACUGUCACUCAGGUUGAAGCUGCAGUAGCGUCCAAUUGGAAGCACUGUUGUGAAAGGAACAGGACCGCACGCAGGACGCGGGACUUCCGUUCUGCGUCCUUUGCCGUGGCCCCCUGGAGUUUCAGGAUCUUGUGUCUGUAGCUCCGUCGCCCGGUGACCAGGCGUUGCACUGCUCGUCUGGAAUCCCGACAUGGGGCUGGUGUCAUUUGAGGAUGUAGCUGUGGACUUCACCUGGCAGGAGUGGCAGGAGCUGGAUGCUGCUCAGAGGACCCUCUACAGGCAUGUGAUGCUGGAGAACUACAGCAGCCUGGUGUUUUUGGGGUACUGCAUGACCAAACCUGAAUUGAUCUUCAGGCUGGAGCAUGGAUUUGAGCCAUGGAAGAUAGGAGAAGCCUCACUCUGGAGUCUCCCAGGUGCCCCUAUUACUAAGAGUUGCCUGGAAAUUCAAGAGACACAAGUAUGGCAAGUGGGAAGCACCAAGAAUAUUCCAAGUGAAGUGAUCACUGAAGCAGAGAUGAGGAUUCAACCAAAACUCCAUCAAACUGCAAAAUCCUAUGAAAGUGAACCAUGUAUGAAAAUGAUUAAUCUCAUGUCACAGCACCCCAAGACAGACACAUAUCACUCAAGUGUGGAAUCAUUUGAAUCCAAGAAAUGCCAGAAAGAUUUCUGCUCUAAGUCCAGUGUCACUGCACAUCAGAGCCUUCAUAGAGGCGAGAAGCCGUAUGAAUGUAAAGAUUGUGGUAAAUAUUUCUUACGCAAGUCAAACUUCAUUAAUCAUUGGAGAAUUCAUACAAAUGAGCAGCCCUUUGUAUGUAAAGAAUGUGGCAAAGCUUUCUUCUACAAGUCAAGCUUUACUCGCCAUCAUAUUUCUCAUACACCUGAGAACAUUUAUGAAUGUGCAAAAUGUGGUAUCUCUUUCUACCACAGGUCAAAACUCACUGAACAUUUGAGAACUCAUACAGGUGAGAAACGUUAUGAAUGUAUACAGUGUGGUAAAGCUUUCUGCCGCAGGUCCGUCUUCAUUAGACAUAAGAGAACUCAUACAGGUGAGAAGCCAUAUGAAUGUAAAGAAUGUGGUAAUUUUCUCUCCUGCAAGUCAGCCCUCACUGACCAUCUGAGGACUCAUACAGGUGAGAAGCCUUAUCAAUGUAUACAGUGUGGUAGAGCUUUCUAUGGCAAGUCAGCCUUUAAUAAACAUCGGAGAACUCAUAAAGGUGAGAAGCCCUAUGAAUGUGAAGAAUGUGGCAAAGCUUUCUUUUCCAAGUCACGCUUAGACUGCCAUCAUAGAACUCAUACUGGUGAAAAGCCUUAUGAGUGUCAAGAAUGCAAGAAAGCUUUUUCCUCCAAGUCAGGUCUGAAAACACAUCAUAGAACUCAUACUGGGGAGAAACCCUAUGAAUGUAAAGAAUGUAAUAAAACUUUCUCCUACUCCUCUUCUCUCAGAAAGCAUCGUAAAAUGCAUACAGUUGAGAAACCCUAUGAAUGUGAAGAAUGCGGUAAAACUUUUUAUUACAAAUCAAUUCUCAGUGCACAUUGCAGAACACAUACAGGGGAGAAGCCUUAUGAAUGUGAGGUUUGCAAGAAAGCUUUUUCCUCCAAGUCAUUUCUUAGUAUACAUCAUAGAACUCAUACUGGUGAGAAGCCCUUUGAGUGUGAAGAAUGCAGGAAAGCAUUUUCCUCCAAGUCACUUCUUAGUGUACAUCGUAGAACUCACACAGGUGAGAAGCCUUAUGAAUGUCCAGAAUGCAGGAAAGCCUUCUCCUCCAAGUCAGUCCUCAAUACACAUCGUAGAACACAUACAGGUGAGAAGCGCUAUGAAUGUGAAGAGUGUGGUAAAACUUUCUACUACAAAUCAUUUCUCAGUGUACAUCAUAGAACUCACACAGGUGAGAAGCCCUAUGAAUGUAAAGAAUGCAGGAAAGCUUUUGCCUCCAAAUCUGGUCUCAAUGCACAUCAUAGAACUCAUACUGGUGAAAAGCCCUAUGAAUGUGAAGAAUGUGGGAAAGGUUUCUCCUCCAAGUCAAUUCUCAGUGCACAUCAAGGAAUUCAUACAGGCAAGAAGACCUGUUAAUGUGAAGAAUAUAGGAAAACUUUCUCUUCCAAGUCAGGUCACAGUGCACACCAUGGAACUCAUACAGGUGAGAAGCCAUAUGAAUACAAAGAUUAUAGAAAAAAUUUAUUCUCCAAGGCACACUUAUCUUCAUAUAAUAGAACUCAAUAUUUUCUGGUCUGGCAUUUCGGGAUCCUGCGUCUAACUCCAUCGCCCUGUGACCGGCUGCGGCCGCUGCCCCAAGGCGCAGCGCUGCUCACCAGCAAUCCCGAAAUGGUGAGCGCGGCGUCCCAAGCGGGGAGGGAAGCUGUGCACCGGGAGCUGGCGGACGCGGCUCCCCAUCUUCCCCGCAGAGUCCCCAGCUGCGGCUGUGGCGGGGCUGAGCCGGCUCCCAGUAGCCCGGGCGUCCUCAGCCUCAUGCCGGUUGUGGUUGCGGAGCGCUCUGCGAAGCAGCUAGAUGCCCUGUAUCUGGGAGGGGUGUCCUGCCAUCCUUGCUCUAGGAGACACUUCACUAUAUCCGGGCUGGUGUCAUUUGAGGAUGUAGCUGUGGACUUCACCUGGCAGGAGUGGCAGGAGCUGGAUGCUGCUCAGAGGACCCUCUACAGGGAUGUGAUGCUGGAGAACUACAGCAUCCUGGUGUUCUUGGGACACUGCAUGACGAAACCUGAGUUGAUCAUCAGGCUGGAGCAUGGAUUUGAGCCAUGGAGCAUAGGCAAAGCCUCACUUUGGAGUGUGCCAGGUGCCCCUAUUACUAAGAGUUGCCUGGAAAAUCCAGAAAGACAUGUGUGGCAAGUGGGAAACACCGAGAGUAACCCAUCAAGUGAGAUUAUGGCUGAAACAGAAAUGAAGAUUCGACCAGAAUUUCACAAAAGUGCAAAGUCCUUUGAAAGUCAACCAUGUGUGAAAAUGAUUAACCUCAUGUCACAACACACCAAGAUGCACACAUAUCACUCAAGUGUGAAACCUUCUGAACAUAAUAAAUAUCAGAAAGCUUUCUGUUCUAAGUCCAGUGUCACUGCACAUCAGAACCUUCAUACAAGCGAGGAGCCCUAUGAAUGUAAAAAAUGUGGUAAAUAUUUUUUACGCAAAUCAGACUUAACUAAACAUCAGGGAACUCAUACAGAUGAGAAGUCCUUUGUGUGUACAGAAUGUGGCAAAGCUUUCUUCUACAAGUCAUGGUUUACCCUCCAUCAUAUUAAUCAUACCUGUGAGAAGCCCCAUGGAUGUGAAGACUGUGGUCACUCUUUCUACCACAGGUCGAAACUCAUUGAACAUCAGAGAACACAUACAGGUGAGAAGCCUUAUGAAUGUAAAGGAUGUGGUAAAGCUUUCUGCCGCAAGUCAGGCCUCAGUAGCCAUCAGAGAACUCAUACAGGUGAGAAGCCUUAUGAAUGUAAACAAUGUGGUAAUGCUUUCUCCUGCAAGUCAGCCCUCAUUGACCAUCAGAGAACUCAUACAGAUGAGAAGCCUUAUGAAUGUAUAGAAUGUGGUCAUUCUCUCUUCUGCAAGUCAGCCCUCACUGACCAUCAGAGAACUCAUGAAGGUGAGAAGCCCUAUGAAUGUGAAGAAUGUGGCAAAGCUUUCUUUUCCAACUCACGCUUAGUCUGCCAUCAUAGAACUCAUACUGGUGAAAAGCCUUAUGAAUGUCAAGAAUGCAAGAAAGCUUUUUCCUCCAAGUCUGCUCUGAAUACACAUCAUAGAACUCAUAGAAAGGAGAAGCCCUAUGAAUGUAAAGAAUGUAAUAAAACUUUCUCUUACUCCACUGCUCUCAGUCAACAUCAUAAAACUCAUAGUGUUGAGAGGCCCUAUGAAUGUAAAGAAUGUGCUAAAACAUUCUACCACAAAUCAGGUCUUAAUGCACAUCACAAAACCCAUAUGGGAGAGAAGCCUUAUGAAUGUGAAGUUUGCAAGAAAGCUUUUGCCUUCAAGUCAUUUCUUAUUAUACAUUGUAGAACUCAUACUGGUGAGAAGCCCUUUGAAUGUGAAGAGUGCAGGAAAGCAUUUGCCUCCAAGUUACUUCUUAGUAAGCAUCAUAGGACUCACACAGGUGAGAAGCCAUAUGAAUGUCCAGAAUGCAAGAAAGCUUUCUCCUCUAAGUCAAUCCUCAGUACACAUAGUAGAACUCAUACAGGUGAGAAGCGCUAUGACUGUGAAGGGUGCAAGAAAGCAUUAUCCUCCAAGUCACUUCUCAGUGUGCAUCAUAGAACUCACAUGGGGAGAGGCCCUUUGAAUAUAAAGAAUGUAAUAAAACUCUCUCCUAUUCCUCUGGUCUCAGUGUUCAUUGUAAAACUCAUACAGUUGAGAAGCUCUAUGAAAUGUGUGAAACUCUCUACCACAAAUCAAGGUCUCAGUGCACUUCAUAGAACUUAUAAAGGUGAGUAGCCAUAUGAAUGCAAAGAGUGCAGAAAAUUUCUUCUGCAAGGUACACUUAACUCCACAUCUCAGAACUCAAGAAACCCUAUUAAUGAGACUGCAAGGAAAGUUUGCUUUUUUUCCCCCAUGUCAUGACUCACAAGAUAUAUGGGAUAUCAUAUACAUGACACAUUAUGUACUAAUAUCAAGAAGUAUAAUGAUACUUUUGCUAUCACUCACACCUCAGUCAACAUCAGAAACAUUAUGUGAGAAGUUGUGAAUAUAAAAAAUGAAAAAAACCACAUUAAUCUAUAAAUCAGUUUUCUGUAUAAGUCCAGUAAAUAUACACAAUACAGAAAAGCUUACCUUUAUAACAUAUCCCAUUCUAUAUGGAAGAAAUCAGAUGAGACACCAUAAGAAUGUGAAGAAGGCAAGAAAGCUUACAGUAAGAAUACUCACUUGACAUCAGAGAGUACAUGAGAUCGAACAUAGCAAAGAAUGUAUGAAAUCUUGAUACCACAUGUGAGACAUUUCUCAUCAGAAAGCACAUAUUUGUAAGAGAUACCAUGUCUCUAAAGAAUGAAUGAAAGCUUUCCACAGAAAGUAUUCUGAAUGUAAGCAAUUCAUGUGUGUGAUGAAUCCUAUGAAUUUAAAAUGUAGAAAAGCUUUGAAUGGUGAUACAAAUCUCAGUGAAUCUUAGCCCAUAUGCAGUUGAAUAACACUGUCAGAAUCUUUAAAAUCAAGAAAGUUUACUAACAUAAAACACUGUCCACUGACACUGGAGAUCUCAGAUAAUUAAGGGACCCUGUUAAAGUAGAGACUAUAGGAAAACUUUAGUAAAUAUGCCUGCCUAUGGAACAGGAUGGAAAUCAUCAUAUUUCAUGGAGUAAGGAUGGUUUCAUACCAGAACAAAAGUAAGUGUAUUACCCUCAGUGACAUACCUAGUCCUAUGUCUUAGAAGAUUCUGUUCAUAUUGCAUUAGGUAUGGAAGAAAUUUCUAGGAACAGACAAUUAUAUGUGCUUAAAAACAGCAUUCUAGAUCGGGCAUAGUAGCACAUGCCUUUAAUCCCAGCACUUGGGAGGCAGAGGGAGACAGAUCUCUGUGAGUUCAAAGGCCAGCCUAGUCUAUAUAGUGAGUUCUAGGUCAGCUGGGGCUACAGGAAGACCUUGUCUCAAAAAGACCAAAAACAAAAGGAAAGAAAAGAAAAGAAACAAAAAGCAACAGCAUGCUACAAAUGGACAGCAUAUAGAAGAUACAGGGUGAAGAAAUGAUUCCUGUGGAAGUGUUCACAUGAUCACAUAGUCACCGGAAACCAUUGAUUCUGCAUGGAAGGUGAUAUUACUAUAUUCAUAUUUUUAUUUCUUAAUAGAUUUUCAUUUACAUAUGUGUUCAAGUGUCCACAGAGGUCAAAGUAGGGUAGUGGAUUCCCUGGGCCUGGAAUCCCAGGGCACUCUUAGCCAACCAUUACAGUUGUUUAUGAACAAACUCUGGUCCUCUGCAAGAGCAGCACUUGCUUAAGGCUGAGCCAUCUGUAUGAGCCCUGGUGUUCAAAUUUUGAAACUCAACCAUUAUAAAUUGGGAGAGUGGCAAUGGAUGAAAUACAAAUCAAAUGUGUGUGUUAUUUGUGUAUGACACAGUCAUUUUGAAGAGGUCAUGAUGAAAGGUGCUGAGCUAAGUAUCAUGAAAAGCAGGCAUUCACUGUCUUCUUCAAGCUUCCAGUACUGCACAAACUAUUCCAGCUGCCAAGUACUUUUAUCACAAUGGUAUGAGUUUUCAGUUGUUAUGUUACUCCACCUGGUUGUAAAUGUAUUUUAGAUUAAUGGAACCUUUCCUUACACUUUAGAUGAAAAUGCAAAUAAAUUGAAAAU
This is a messenger RNA of Nannospalax galili (Upper Galilee mountains blind mole rat), 6273 nucleotides long. RefSeq names its product zinc finger protein 84. Gene Ontology annotation, biological process: regulation of transcription by RNA polymerase II. Lineage: Eukaryota; Metazoa; Chordata; Mammalia; Rodentia; Spalacidae. The transcript has 11 exons. Gene Ontology annotation, molecular function: DNA-binding transcription factor activity, RNA polymerase II-specific; RNA polymerase II cis-regulatory region sequence-specific DNA binding. The record is from RefSeq and is a predicted model, not a curated record.